Molecule: messenger RNA, 399 nt
Organism: Marasmius oreades (fairy-ring Marasmius)
Lineage: Eukaryota; Fungi; Basidiomycota; Agaricomycetes; Agaricales; Marasmiaceae
Exons: 5
Coding region: 1-399 (132 amino acids)
Source: RefSeq, a predicted model, not a curated record
AUGGGAAGGUUGUUGGACAACGAGUUUGGUAACGUUUACACCCAGGAGGAUAACACGAGGGUUUACUUUUUUGAAUUGGAUGACCUAGCUGGCCAUUGGCCGUCGUUGUGGGGGUUCGGUGAAUGGGGUUCUUUCGGGAUUCUACCUAGUACGACGGCAUCUUUGAGGAAUCUACCAGCCGUCGAUUCAGUUGGACGGAAAUUAAAAACGGUCAACACGGAGCACGAUGCCUCCGGCCGGUCUCACCGUUUCUCCUCCAUGUCCCAUCGAACGAUAGUUCAGACCUUUCCAACAAUGCCAUGCAGGUUUAUGUCGGAAUCUAGAUGGAGAAGGAGCUGUAGAUGGAUCAUGGCUCCUCGUGUUGAAGGUCAUCCAGACCGAUAUUCAACAAUCCGAUAG